This is a messenger RNA of Halichondria panicea, 1150 nucleotides long. RefSeq names its product proline-rich protein 2-like. Lineage: Eukaryota; Metazoa; Porifera; Demospongiae; Suberitida; Halichondriidae. The record is from RefSeq and is a predicted model, not a curated record. The coding region runs from base 115 to 984 and encodes 289 amino acids. The transcript is spliced from 5 exons.
GGUAAUUAGCCGGUGUAGAAAAGUUAGUUUCGAGGGUGAGAGGUACGCCCCUUCUUUUACAAUUCACUCGACCACAGAGCUUUCUACUAGACUGUAGUCUACCCAGCUAAAAUAAUGGAUCCACAGACAUUUAACAGCUUAAAAUCACAGCUUGAGCAGCCAUUUUUCUCCAACAAAAAGUCUGCUCUGGAGAGCUUCCUUCAAAACUACUGGUUCUCUGGAGAGCAGACUGCGGAAGUGAUAGGCAACUUUCCUCAUGCAUCUGAAAAGACCGAAGUGCUGGAUUUGAUUGAGCCGAGGCUUACAGUUUUGACUGGAAGUGAUGCAAAAAAAGUUGUCGCAGCCUUCACCUUUGCAGAUGGGAAAUUGAAAGCAGUCGGAGUAGUCGCAAACCACAUCAACGACCCAGUUGGUAAAUAUACUGUUUUGGAGGCUAUCGACUUUCAUUUUGACAAAGAAAAGGCUCAAAAAAUUCUCGAUGAAGCACGACCUCCUGUAGUGGCACAGUGUCCAACUGGACAAUCUCAGCCAUACGGCCAACCACCACCUCCUCAUGCCCACCCAUACCAGCCGCCAGCACAACCGGCUCCCUACCAGCAACCUCCCCAUGGUGUCCCGUACCAGCAACCUCCUCAUGGUGCCCCGUACUCUCAACCACCACAGCAGCAACCGUAUCAGCCCCCACCGCAGCAAGCCCAACCAUACCAGCCACCGCCUCAGAGUACACCAUACUCGCAAGCACCGGGAUACCCAAGCCAAGCCCCGCCGUAUGGAGCUCCCCCUACUGCAGCCCCGUUUGCCCCACCACCUACCUCCCAACACCCCCCACCCUAUGGAGGACCCCCUGCUGGUGGGAAUCCUUACCAUCCCACACAAGGAGUGCCCCCUCCGAAUGCGGCAUACGCCCCACAAGGAGGAGCAUACCCCCCACAGGGAGGCCCACCUGCUGGAUAUCCAAACACUUAUGGUUACCCACCUCAGUAGGUUAGUAGAUAAAGUUAUAUAUGAUUUUAGUUAUACUACAAUUGUGUUACUUCAAUUGAAUUUUAACUUUUAGAGUUUUGAGUUUUUUGCCUGUACAUGUAGCUAGUAUCUAGUAUCUAUAUAGUUGUAAAUUUAGUUGAGUGUCAACAACAAUUUUUAAUUUUGG